Molecule: messenger RNA, 1585 nt
Organism: Spodoptera frugiperda (fall armyworm)
Lineage: Eukaryota; Metazoa; Arthropoda; Insecta; Lepidoptera; Noctuidae
Product: oligoribonuclease, mitochondrial
Exons: 3
Coding region: 126-797 (223 amino acids)
Cellular component (GO): mitochondrion
Molecular function (GO): nucleic acid binding; 3'-5'-RNA exonuclease activity
Source: RefSeq, a predicted model, not a curated record
UAUGUCAAAUUAGUGUCAUUGUCACGUUUCGUUUUAUUGAUUUGAAUUUUGUUAACAUAACCUGAGUCUAAUGAUCCAAAAAAUAUAAAUGAAUUGGUUUCUUUAAAACAUAACAGAAAUAAUAAAUGAAUAUUGUACGCUGGUAUUUGAAACCCAGUUUUGUUAAGCAGUUAACAAAACCAGUCGGGCUUCUUUCAAACAUUGUCACCAUGUCUUCAUCAGCAGUCAGCAGUGCAGCGAAGAGGAUUGUAUGGGUGGACCUGGAGAUGACAGGUCUGAACGUGGAAAAGGACCAUAUAUUGGAGAUUGCCUGUGUGGUAACCGAUGAUGACCUGAAUAUUGUGGCCAAGGGUCCCAAUAUAGUCAUCAACCAGCCAGACAGCAUCCUCAAUGAAAUGAAUGAUUGGUGUAUUGCUCAGCAUGGUGAGAGUGGUCUGACGGAGGCUAGUCGGCAAUCAAAAAUAUCUCUAAAGGAUGCUGAGCAACAAGUCCUGGACUUUGUUAAAUCCCAUGCUCCAGAGAAGAAGUGCCCUUUGGGUGGCAAUUCAGUCUACAUGGACCGUUUAUUUUUAAGAAAAUACAUGCCAGUACUAGACAACUAUCUUCACUAUAGAAUAAUAGAUGUAAGCUCCAUAAAGGAGUUAGCAAAGAGGUGGUACCAAAAAGAGUAUUCACUCAUGCCAAUGAAAAAAUUCAAGCAUCGAUCUAUAGAUGAUAUACUUGAGAGUAUAGAGGAAUUGAAGUAUUUCAAAAGGCAUAUAUUUAAGGCAACGGAUAAAUUGCAAACUGCAGUUUAAUGUCAAAUUAUGUACAUUAUUGUAUAGGCUUGUUCUACAACUAUUAGUACAAUUAGGUCAUUUUACAACAGAGCAUUCACAGUAUGCUGGCGAGCAGUGAACAUACUACUGAAGCAGUAUUGCCAUACCAGUUUUUAAACUGACAUGGUCAUUAACAAUAUCUUUAGAACUUGAAAUGGGACAUUUACCAUGUUUAUUAUUUUCUAUGAGUUUCCAAUUCUUUGGCACUGUUACAAGCGCCAUAAUCAGAGUUCAUCCGUGAAAUAAUACAUAUAAAAAACAUGGUAAAUAUCCUGUUUCAAGUUCUAAUGAUAUUGUCAUACCAAAUAAAUUUUUUCUCUGUUGUCAGACAUAGUUACCUUAUCUUUAACCUGUUUCUGUCUAUUUGUUAUGUAGUGAAAUAAUUCCUGAAUAAACAAUUUUUGCUAUUAAAGCAAUACUUCCAGUAACAGACGACAUAUCCAGUUUUCUUCUGCAAACAGGAAAGCUGAAGGGUUAAGUUGUUAUUUCUUAGUAAAAUUAUUACUUAGGUAUUUUAGUUUGUAAUAUUGCUUACCUAUAGAAAAUUUCGAAUACUUAUCAUUAUACACAAAUAACCUUAUAGAAUUCUUACGGGUGUUAAUUAUGAAAUCAUUUAGUGAAUUUAUUUUUAUGAUACCUAUUACCUCCAUAGUAAAUACCUAUAGGUAUUGAUAUUAUUAUUUGAAUCUGGACUGACUGUAGAACAUAAUAAAAUAUCAAAACAAUAACAUCGAUGGUACAUGAAAUAAAAGUAUAAUGAAUUAAAA